Galeopterus variegatus (Sunda flying lemur) is the source of this 1620-nucleotide messenger RNA. RefSeq names its product asparaginase like 1 (gene ASRGL1). The transcript has 3 exons. The record is from RefSeq and is a predicted model, not a curated record. The annotation marks the transcript as partial. Gene Ontology annotation, molecular function: hydrolase activity. NCBI's taxonomy places the organism in Eukaryota, Metazoa, Chordata, Mammalia, Dermoptera, Cynocephalidae.
AAACUUGGGAACCGUGGGUGCUGUUGCCUUGGACCGCAAAGGAAACGUAGCUUAUGCAACCUCCACAGGCGGUAUCAUUAAUAAAAUGGUUGGCCGAGUUGGGGACACACCGUGUAUAGGAUCAGGAGGUUAUGCUGACAACGACAUUGGAGCCAUUUCAACCACAGGGCACGGGGAAAGCAUCCUGAAGGUGAAUCUGGCCAGACUCACUCUCUUCCACAUAGAACAAGGAAAGACAUUAGAAGAGGCUGCUGACCUGUCAUUGGGUUAUAUGAAGUCAAGGCUCAAAGGUCUAGGUGGCCUCAUCUUGGUGAGCAAAACAGGAGACUGGGUGGUAAAGUGGACCUCUGCCUCCAUGCCUUGGGCAGCUGCGAAGGACGGCAAGCUGCACUCUGGAAUUGAUCUUGAUGAAACCACUGUCACAGACCUGCCCUAAGCUUCUGUCAGAUUGUAUUCUAGAUGCUAGCCUGGAGGUGCAGUACAGCUUCCUGGCAUGGAGACAUAGCUUACUCAAUUAGAUCUAGAAUGGAAAAAUUAUAGUCUGUCACUCAUUUUGUUGCCUUCAUCAAUAAGUAUCUGAAUGUUCGGCUGAGGGGCAGGUUCUGAAGUGAUGAGAAAAACUCCCGUGUUAAUAUCAGAAGAAGACUAGUGAGGAUGACAGCCACUAGCCAGCCUUUCUGUGGCACAGCCUCAUCAUGAUAGGUUAGAGAGCUGCCUCAGUCAGGGAGGGCCUUUUGGAAUUGGGAGCUGGGGCUUGAAAAGUGGAGGAUUUGAAAGUGAGACCUGAGCAGCAGCAGAGGAGCUGUGGGCAAGGCCCAGGCAGCCUACAAAUGUGGCAGGGUUUGUUUUGAGUCACAAGAACAUCAGGUAAAAGAAUGAAAAUCCUUUAAGCAAUGUUCUUCAUGUAUGAGAGGAUAAACUGAUUUUUCUAGGAAAGUUCAGAUCUUCUUUGACUUACUAAUAUAUGCGUGUUUCCAGAUACUUUCAAAGGACCCUCUGGUAACUCAUGGCUCCCUAACCUGGAGACAGAGGGUCAGAAUGGAUUCUGUGGGAUUCCUUGAAGUCUGAGGGGUUUUUUGGGUUCACAGAUGAGCCCCCUUACUUAGUGUUCUCUUACGAGCCAGCACAGUGGGCAGAGCCGGCCUCUGCCUGCCACAGACUCUCUGGUCCUCGUACAGAGAGUAACGGGGCUCAUGGUUUCUCCAGCAACAGGGUGUCGCCAAGCGAUGUAGAGAAGACACCAUGACUUCAGGGGCUCUCAUACUGUCCAGUGCUCUGGGACACACCAUGCCACGCCCCUCUCCCCCUCCCCCCAAAUUGGGUGUUGUACAAUGUGGUCAACAUGGUGGAGAAAGUAACUUCCUUGGUGGAGAGUAUUCCUACUGAUCUCUCAUGACACUGGAAAUGUUAUUUCUGCUGUGACAUACUGCUUGAUUUUUUAAUCUGUCAGGGCUUUCCUUCUCUGUGGAUAUUGCUUCACUUUACAUUCCGUGUGCCACUAAUGUAUUUGCAAGAAUAACAGUGUGGUUAGGAGUCACUGCUGACAAAGACUAGAAUGUACACGAGCUCUCCCCUUGGUCUCCCAAUUCAGACAGGUUACUAGAUAAAGAGGACUUUUCA